CCAGCCAUGAAGUGAAUGAUUAAUGCUGGCAAAGUACCACUAAUUAAGUAUAGAAUUUAAUCGGCUUGAAUAGGAGGUGUUUAGAACUGUUCUAGUAAAUGGCACGGCCCAGGUGGAGCAUUGUAGGCCCAGCCAGCCCGCUUUGUGUCUAGAGUGUGUGGUCGGGAUUUUUCGGCCUUAUGCCGGAUUCGUUGCACAAUCAGCCCCCACGUGGGAAAAUCAGAGCCCUGCGAGCUGUCCAAGCACCCAGCGCCGCCGAAAAUCAAAUUUUACGGCCGCAGAAACAGCGCGAAACGGCCCCGAACGCGCCAGCCCAAACUUUUGAAAAGUUUCAAAAGGGGCGCUACAAAAAGUUUUGGCGCAUGCGCACUUGAUAAAUAAAAAGCCUCCGAACGGGGGUUUUGUGUGAGCAGCGUCAACACAGACAACGCUACAUACACGGAAAACACGACAACGAUCGCGAACGCUGGCAACUUUUCUACCAUCUCUUACCACUCGUGUUCCUGGCGGCCAGCACUCAAGGAAGGAAGUUGCUGAGAUAUGUGGCCUCGUAGCCGAUCCAGGAUAAGGGUAUGGUAGCCUGGGAAACAAUAGCAGGCGUGUAUGGAACAAUGGAAAAUAUCUAUGCAUUGCAUGAGGUUCGUUAAUGCAGCGGUGCCUGGGCCGUCGGGCUUGGGAGCUGGCUGCCGCCGUGCUCGAACGUGCUGCGCUGCCAUUUGGAAACCGCUGUCUUAACCCGUGUGUCUUGCCAUCGCGCAUCGCAGCGAAUCCUCGGACGGGAUGUCAGCCCGUGCAUUAAGACACAGAUUUAACAGACUGUGAAAAGGGAAUUAUACAAAAUCACGACUGGUGCCAUUUUAGAACUCCACUCGUGCUUAUCUGUCUGGUUAAUUUACGAGUCCGCACCGCGGCGGAACGAAAUGUCAGCUUCAUUCCCUCUGGUUUUGCUUGUGCUUUUUCUCUCUCUUUUUUUUUUUUUUGGCGCGCGGUGGUUGUGUGGUGGCCGGUGGACAUACCAUGCGUAAUCACGGCUUCGUCGCUCACUCUCUCGUGAAAUCUCCAACCAUACGUGCCAGGCCAGGCAAGGCGCAGAUCGGCCGUACACACUGACAAAAGCACGGCCGCUGAUUGGCGCAAAGAGGGUGGAGUAUCGGAGUGAUGGCCCGCGUCUCGUCCAACCACUGAUCUUGGUCGAUCGUGUGGGCCAAAGACGGAGCUCGAUGAGAUGGUCUCUCUUUUGCUGCCUUGAUCCGCAAUCGAUGGCGGGCCGAACAGCCCUGUCACCGACCCCGUGACGUGUGUCACGUGGCAAAGGAGAACAACUCACUAGAAUAGUCCCAGGCAAGGGUACAUUGUUUCGGGAGCAGGCUAUAAAAGCGACUGCUCAGCUCACUGCCUCCCCAAGACUUGUCCUCAAGAGGCGACCGGUCAUCAGCGUCUGGGAGAUCCGGUCCGGUAAUUGAGUACAUCCAGUGGACAAUUCAAAGCACUCGUCUUUUUCAGUGAUCUCGUUGCUCACGGCCAGCUCUGAAGAGGAAAUUAAACAUCUGAAACAUCUUGGACCUAUUUUCAAUCCAGCAGAUACUUUCGCCCGCGAUUGUCUGACUGGGUCUUUGCUUGAGGGUACCUCUGUCCUCCCAUGUUGUAUAGUGGGGGUUUUGCUUGCCAGGACAUGCAGACAAUGAGCUCCGUCAAUCUCUCGGAGUUUUUCCCAGCUCAGAGGGGGCUCCCUGUCCAAACCGAAGCCAUCGGGAUGGACGGAGCGAUCGUGCCAGAAGCCCCAACUCCGGUGAAGACCGAGAGAACCCGGCAGAGGCAUCGGAAGAGGCAAGCAGGGGGUCAGUCAACUCGGCAGUCCAAGGAGAAGACCGGUGGCGCUGGCAGCGGGACCGGCGGGGCAUCGGGAGCGGGCACCAAGCGCAAACGCUACACGCGCUCCCGCUGCCGGAACCGUAGCCCUUCCUGCGUGCAGAGGAUCCGCCGCCACCGGCGGAUGAAGGCCAACGACCGGGAGCGCAACCGGAUGCACAUGCUGAACCACGCUCUGGACGGACUCCGCGAAGUGCUGCCCAAGUUUCCGGACGACACCAAGCUGACUAAGAUCGAGACCCUACGGUUCGCCCACAACUACAUCUGGGCUCUAUCGGAGAUGCUGAAGAUGGUGGACACCACCGGGGAAGCAACUCCGGCUUCCGCUGCCGGAGCCACCGUGAUGGGUGCAGCAGCAACCCCCCCAGCAACUCCUGAGAGCCAGGCGUCCCUCUCUGCAUCCUGUGAUGCAAUCUACCAUCAGCACCCUUCCCCGAUCACCCACCGCCAACCCCCUCUCAUCCCGACCGGUGCCACCUUGAUGCCAAGCCACCCUUCCGUGUCGGACUUUUCCAUGCCUUCGUUCGGACAAUCUGGCCACCACUGGCACUGCUCUUUAUCCGAUAGCACUUCCAUGACAAGUGACUCCAGCUCUUGCUGCAUGACCCCAGAUAACACACCCCCAGCCACGCAGUACGCCGACACGUUCCUCUUUACAAUCUAAAAAAAAAAAACCGGCCCCAAAUACACAUCUCAGUGCAUUGUGAAUGUAGCCAUCUCAAUAGCCUCUUGACGAGCCGUUGACAUGAUGCCAUAACUGAUAUCACUGUCAGCUAAUGGUCGUCAGCAUUGCAAACUGCUGGAAAGAACACUACGACAAAACUUCAUUUUUGUGCUAAACUUUGAACUUAUUUAUAUAAAACCUAUGCUAACGAAUCAUACUUUUUCAAAAGCAAUAACGACUAUCAUUCCCAAAAGUAGCAAUAAUGCCUUAAACAAACUUCUUUUUUUAAUAUAAAGCUUUCAGAUGAAACGAACGCCUUAUAAGUAUCGUUAUUAUUAUUACUUUCCAAUUUUGAUAUUGAAUGGUCAUCAAAGACAAUGACUCCUUGUACAUAGAGAGAAAUAUUUCGAUAAUAAAUUAUUUGUAUAUAAUAAUUAUGUACAUCGAUACUGCUAAACUCAAACGACAAAGCAUCGGUGAUAUCUAUUAAUAAAUCGACAUUCCAAUUUAUUAUUUCAUCAGCAGACAGAGUGGCCAGAAUAUCUAGCAAUAUGUCUUUGUUCGUCAACUUCUUAAUGAUUUUAUGACGAAUGUUGAUUUUUUUGGGUUCAAAAGCACGUGUUUACACACUUAGACAAUUAUUUCAAUAUUGUUUUAUCAUGGUAGUAAUAACUGCCGAAUCAUUUUGAAUUUUCAACACGAAUUUAAUUUCCAGUGGAAUUAUUCAAUAUCCGUGAAAUCGUUAGGAAAAACAUCCAAAGAGUAUAGGAUACAAUGGUUAUGCAUUUAUUUAUUGUAUUAUUUCUUCCAGGUAAAAUAAAACCAAGGUUUCAUAAAAAGCGCCCUAGGCACCGUAGCUC
Molecule: messenger RNA, 3393 nt
Organism: Patiria miniata (bat star)
Lineage: Eukaryota; Metazoa; Echinodermata; Asteroidea; Valvatida; Asterinidae
Product: neurogenin-1-like
Exons: 2
Coding region: 1640-2533 (297 amino acids)
Molecular function (GO): protein dimerization activity
Source: RefSeq, a predicted model, not a curated record